AUGGCCUUCCUGCAGAGUGGCGAGGCGGUCAGCAAAGACUUCCUGGCCACCGGAGGAGUUGCAGGGCCGGUGGCCGUCUUCGCGGAUCCUGACGCGCCGUUUGUUGUGGAGAACGAAGGUGCAGUGCUCGAGCCUGCAGACCUUGCAGUGCUGGUGCUGUCCAGCGGUCGCAAGGUCUGGUUGCUGCGGGCGACGCUGCAGUCGCUCUCUCGUGUUGACGGACUUCGGGCUUCUCAAGUCUUGGUGUCGCUGGCGGCGCCCGGACAAGCAUCCCAGCUGGAUGCCAUUGAGGAGUUUGGCUUCUUCUGUGCCGGCUUCCCUGCAAAGGGCUGGGAUCGAGGCAAGCGCAGUCUUCCAGUCUUCCAAGAGGCCGCAGCGCCGGGACCGCAUUUGCUCCGGUCCCUGACUUUUUCACUUCGCCACUUUGCAGGCAAACCACCCAAAGCCUUGGUGGUGCUGGAGGAGGGCCAAAUCUUCUCCCUGGACCUGCUCUGGUUCUUUGUUCAGCUUCUUCCCGUCAUGAGUGAGGAUGACAGCAUCCUUUGCGCCAGUGCUUGGAAUGAAAAUGGAGUGUCGCCAUACGUGGCGGAUCCUACAGUCGUGUACAGAACAGAUGGAUUUCCGCCAAUAGCCUGGAUGCUGACGCUGCCCAAGCUGCGGAAGCUGCUGGCCAUGUCCAAGGACAAGAGUUGGAAGGACUGGCUGCCAGAAUUCAUGCAGGACUCGAAGCGGCAGUGUCUAUUCCCAGAAGUGCCGCGAGUAGCGCUCGCCACAGCGGACUGCUUGCGCCAGAGCCGCCGCGGCCCGGGUGUGGAUUCCGCAGUGCUGGUUGCGACCCUGGCGCGGGCCAACCUGCCUGUGACUGCAAUGCCAAGCGUCAAAUGCACUGAAGAAGAGGUGCAGUUGCAGCGCCUAUCCGCGCGUAGCGCCAUUAGUGGCGCAUUGCGCACGCACUUGGGGGACGCGCGGCGGCUGGAGGCGGCAAGCUUCCAGGAGUGGUUCCUGUGGAGAUGGCCGGGAAGCCAGGGCAUGUUCCACAGCAAGCCGGUGGCGUCGGUUGCAGAGUUGGAGGCGCACUUGGACUACGCGCCCGUCGGAUGCUGCCGCACGCGUCCAGGAUCGCGUGCCCUUGCGAUUGGUGCUGGGCGCACAGGAUGUAUCUGGUAUAUCUGGUACAUCUGGUUCUGCAUGGGCGGAAAUAGCAGGCUACUUUGGCCUGUCCAUUGA
Effrenium voratum is the source of this 1227-nucleotide messenger RNA. The record is from the annotation of a GenBank genome assembly. Lineage: Eukaryota; Dinophyceae; Suessiales; Symbiodiniaceae.